CGUAAUUUCCGACAGUGACACCUGGCCAGUGCGUGGGAGGACUUUUCAUGCUAAUGCGUAAAACAUCUUUGUGUCCUUCUUUGUAGCUUGUGGCAGCCCCCUUCUUCUUGAACGCACUUCAGCUGGGUAAUCCGUGCAGCAAACUGAAUCACAACCGGCAGAGACAGAGGCAGCAGUCGCUGGGUGGCCAUAUGGGUGGCAACAGUGCUGGUGCGUCGAAUGCCAGCGCCUUUAGCGCUGGCGGCUAUAUCGGCCCCACCAGCGCCAGUAGCCAACACAGCCUGGGGGCGGCGGGGGGCAGUGAUCUGAUACCCGGGCCGAUUGGCACUGGCGCCGCCUUGAGCGUGACCUCGUACGCCUAUGGUGGCACCAGCUGGGAGGAAUUCUGCGAGCGGCAUGCCCGCGUGGCGGCCUCGGACUUUGCCAAGGCCUGCAUCACGUACAUCAACGGCAACCUGCCGCCCGAGGAGGCGCGCAACAUACAGCAUCGCAGCUUUUCACAGAAAUUCGUAGAGUCCUUUGCGAUCCACUAUGACACAGAGUUCUUCAGGCGCCGCAGCACUCUGAAGAUUGGAGCCGGUUCGUUGGACUUUGAUGAGCACGAGCACGAGGUGCCGCGCCUGCUGUCCAAGUCGCUGCUGCGGCGGCUCUCCUUCAAGGGACUGCGCAAGGGCAAGUUCCCCCUCCUGCAGGCCUUCUUUCACAAGAACUCGGACGACGUGGACGGCAGCGGCAAGCAGAGCAAGACCAAGCUGGCCAAGAUCGUGGUCGAGUGCCGCAAGGAGGGCUACGUGAAUAACCUGACCCCCGAGAGCCUCGACCAGCCGACAGGCUCCCAAAAGUGGGAGAAGUGCCGCCUGGCCUUGGUCAAGGCCGUCGGCGGCUACAUGCUGGAGUUUUACACGCCGCCAAAGUCUGCCAAGCCACGCAGCGGUGUCUUCUGUUUCCUAAUCUCGGAGGCACGCGAGACCACAGCCUUGGAGAUGCCCGACCGCCUCAACACGUUCGUUCUGAAGGCGGACAACAACAUGGAGUAUGUGAUCGAGGCGGAGAGCGCCGAGGAGAUGCGCAGCUGGCUGGCCACCAUUCGCUACUGCAUGCGUACACCGCCCACACAGCAGCCCCUCAUCGAAUCGGACGUUAUAGCGGCGGCCAUGCAGACAUCGCCGACAAAUCCUUCGGGCAGCAGUGCCUUGGGUGGCAUACAGAAUCCCCAGUACCAGCAGCAGGGCGGCCUCGGUGGCUCCAAUGGCAAUCUAGUGGCCGGCGGCGGAGGAGUCGUUCUGUCCUCUUCGCUGUCGGCGGACAGCGCAUUGGCCUCUGCUGCCAUUGGCCAUGGAGCCACAUCCGCGAGCGACAUAAAUGCCAUCAAUGAGCUGGGCACGACACCGCCGUCGGGACCGCCGGAAAUACCCAUGCGACCGCAUCGCGGCGAGCAGCGUCUAUCGGCCUCCAGCAAUUUCGAUGGCGUCGAGCUGACCGAGAACGAUGCGGACGUGAAUGUGGCCGAUCUAACGGCAGAGAUGAGCCUCUUUCCCUGGUUCCAUGGCACGUUGACCAGGUCGGAGGCGGCACGCAUGGUUCUACAGUCGGAGGCUGCCGGACAUGGCUACUUUCUGGUGCGGCAGAGCGAGACGCGGCGCGGCGAAUUCGUGCUGACCUUCAAUUUCCAGGGCAGGGCCAAGCACCUGCGGCUGACCAUCUCGGAGAAGGGCCAGUGUCGGGUGCAGCAUUUGUGGUUCCCUUCGAUACAGGAGAUGCUCGAACACUUUCGCCAUAAUCCCAUUCCCCUUGAAUCGGGCGGCACCUCUGACGUGGUCCUCACUGAUUGGGUGCACAAUACCAGCAGACUGAAUGAUCACUCAGCUUCGAUGGCGGCAGGCGGCGGAGGUGGAGGAGGAGGAGGAGCGCACGAGGCGCACGGCCAGCAGCAUCAUGAUCCAUCAGCGGCAGGCGGUGGGCCAACCAAUGGAAAUGGAAACGGGCAUGGUCAUGGCACAGCAGGAGGAGGAGCAGCUGGCGGGGGCCAUCCGUCGCCGAGACAUUGCAACGAAGUGAUUACCAUGAAUCUAAGUGUUCGCCUAAAGACAAACGAAAUUGAACUGCCAUUGGAGCAGCCAACACACGUCUAUUUUCCGGAGCAAGCCUACUUUCCAUUGGACCCCACAACGCUCACGGUGCACAGUUCGCCGCCAGCUGGGCAGGGUAGCUUUCUCGAUCAGCCGCAUCUGCGGGCAUCCAACGCCUCACUGCAGGGCUCCGCUGCACACCAUCAGCAGCAGCAGCAGCAACAGGCGGGACAGGGUGGCAAUGCCAGCGGUAGCGGCGCCAGCGGCAGUGGGAACGAGGGCAGCGGACGCGCCGUCGAUAAUCAGUAUAGCUUCACCUAAAUCCCGAACGGAUUAGAUUGGAUUGGAUUUGGGGGGAUACUUUGCGAAAUUUAUCAUUGUGCCAUUUGUCUUGAGGGGGGGAAAUAUUUGUGUUUUAUUGCAUUAUAAAUAGUACAAGAGAUGUAUUGUAUUGUAUUUGUAUAUCGUGUAGUCAGCUUUUCUUAUUUCCGUCUGCGUGUUCCGUUUCCUUCUCUCUUUGCUUUCUUUACUUGUUUCUAUUAAGUUUAGUAGUACAUAGCUCCUUUGGAAGACAUGAAUUAACUGAAUAUUAUUAUGUAUACAAUAUUAUAUUAUAGCUAAAUGUGUGUGUUCAUUUUUAAGUACAUCAAUGUUGUAUGUAUAGAAAAAAAAACAAAACAAAACAAAAAGAAAACGGAAAAUAUUACAAACAAAAUUUAAGAUUUAUGUGGCACCAAAGGUGCGACUCAAGCGAAUCCUAAAACUUCCUGCUUUACAAAACAAAAACAAAA
Messenger RNA from Drosophila obscura, 2860 nucleotides. RefSeq names its product SH2B adapter protein 1 (gene Lnk). The record is from RefSeq and is a predicted model, not a curated record. Gene Ontology annotation, cellular component: plasma membrane. The transcript has 3 exons. NCBI's taxonomy places the organism in Eukaryota, Metazoa, Arthropoda, Insecta, Diptera, Drosophilidae. Gene Ontology annotation, biological process: intracellular signal transduction. Gene Ontology annotation, molecular function: transmembrane receptor protein tyrosine kinase adaptor activity. Bases 192 to 2390 code for a protein of 732 amino acids.